CUUGAUUUGAGUUUAAUUGCCAAUUCGUGUAGAUUUAUGUGAAAGCUGCACUAUUUUUUAUUCGGAUAUCUAGCACAAGUUCACUGAGUUGUUCGGAGUGCUUUGGUCGGCCAUAUUGGAUUUGAUGGAAUAAUCAAGAGGAGUUGAACUGGCAACACUUUCGCAACCCUAGUCUGACUAUCGUUGUUUUGCUGAUCUGUAGCAUGCAACAACUACAUACCUGUGCAGGCUUAAGGCAUGGCUGACAGGCGAAAGCUACAAGCUGAAAUUGAGAGAUGUCUCAAAAAAGUAGACGAAGGUGUCGAAACCUUCGAGGACAUUUGGAAGAAGGUUCAAACUGCUACAAAUAGUAAUCAAAAGGAGAAAUUUGAAACUGAUCUGAAAAAAGAAAUUAAAAAGCUUCAGAGGCUUCGAGAUCAGAUCAAAUCAUGGAUCGCAAACAGUGACAUCAAGGACAAAACCUCACUCUUAGAUCACCGCAAAUUAAUCGAGAUGCAAAUGGAACGUUUCAAGGUGGUGGAAAGGGAAACAAAAACAAAGGCAUACUCAAAGGAUGGUCUGGGGGCAGCUGCAAAGUUGGACCCUCAAAUGAAGGAGAAAGCAGACACCACCCAGUGGUUAUCGUCAGUCAUAGAUAACCUCCAGUUGCAGCUUGAUCAGUUUGAGAGUGAGCUUGAGUCAAGGUCUGGUUCCAAUAAGAAAAAAGGAAAGGAUCCCAAAUGUGAGGAGUUGAAGCAGCACCAGGAGAGACACAAGUAUCACAUAGAAAUGUUAGAGCAAAUUAUGAGGCGUGUUGACAACGACAAGGUAGCUGUUGAUAAGAUCAAAGAACUCCGCGAUGAUAUAGAGUAUUAUGUGGAAUCGUGUCAAGACCCCAGUUUUCAGGAGAAUUUAUACAUGUAUGAUGAUUUAGAUCUGGGAGAUAUUGGUAUUUCAGAAACGACAGCACUGGCGUCAUCACCUCCUGAGGGUGAAGACUUUUUGGACAAAAUUGGGAGCACGCCUUCCUCUACUAACUCAAGUUCUCCGUCACCUAGUCCCAGUGUAAAUGCCAAUCAUUCCAGUGAAAAACAUGAAGAAAUUGAUCGGAAGCGACAUAAAUCUCAGUCAGAAGAGAAAAAAGGUGCUUCUCCAGCACCAUCAGGCACCUCUAACAACAAGACUCAGUCAUCUUUGGGGAGACAACAUUCACAAAACAGCAACAGCCAAGCACAAAACUCUGACAGCAACUCUGUGAAUAGUAAUCAUCACUCAUCGACAACAGUGUCCCCUCUGACAGCGUACGCUGCAGCAGCAGGUGGGCAACAUAACAGCUCAUCGGACUCAUCAAGACCUCAUGUGAAUUCAAUUGACCAUGCCGCGUCGGGAAGCCUGUCGAGUAGUGUUGGCCUGUCCAGCACUACAAACACGAACUCUGUCUCUCUGACUUCCUCGGGAAAUCCCAGCGUGCCGUCGGAGCCAUCACCACAGACCCUGGCUGUGGCAGCUACGCCGGCGCUCAGUUCCGUCAACUCGUCAGCUUCGUCAGGCAUCACUUCCUCUCAGGUCCUCAACAGCCGGACGGACGUACCGCCAGUCAUGAAUGGCCCGCUCAGUGCUGGUGGUCCUUCCAAGAAUGACCAGAUGUCUCUUCGAACAAUGGCACAGCAAGUCAUAGCAAAUGCUGAACUUGAAAAGAUUAUGCCUUCAUCUCAUGCUCCUGUUGAUUCUUUGACCAGUCCUGAUGCCUUAACUGGCAUGUCAUGUCACUCUUCAAGGCUGUCUUUUAUGGCAAAGCAGUGUUCAUGUGUACAGAAAGGCUUGUCUGUUGAUUUGAAAGAUGCAUACAAUAAUUCAUCUCCUGCACCCUCAAGCCAGACGCCCACUGUGCCGUCAUCGUCAGAGCCGUGUUCAGUUACUCUCACAGAUGCCCAGCUGGCAUCACAGUUGCCGCAACAGCAAAUGCCUCAGGCUCCUCAGACAAACACAAUCCACUUAAACCCUUUGUUAGGGAUGGCUCCCCUGGGGCCCAUCCAGCUCACGAAAGACCAACACUACCAGUUGUCCAAUUUGGAAGCAGCGUACCACCACCUUCCGCACCCCUCGGACUCCGAAAGAAUGAGACACUUCUUGCCGCGCAAUCCAUGUCCAACACCUACGUAUUACCCGUCAGCUACAUUUCCUCAUGCAGAUACUGUUGAGUUAUAUCAGCGGUGUAGUACGGAGACACUCUUCUUCAUAUUCUACUAUAUGGAGGGAACAAAGGCUCAAUACUUGGCAGCAAAAGCAUUGAAGAAACAAUCGUGGAGGUUUCACACCAAGUACAUGAUGUGGUUUCAGAGACAUGAAGAGCCAAAGCAAAUCACGGAAGAGUAUGAGCAGGGCACAUACAUCUACUUUGACUAUGAGAAGUGGGGCCAAAAGAAAAAAGAGGGUUUUACAUUUGAGUACAGAUAUUUGGAAGACAGAGACUUAAACUAGUUGAGUGUGCCACGGCAAAAAGAGACCAUGACCCUUUUUGUCUGCAGUUUUUCGUCUCAUAUCAGAGCUUGUGAUAGAAACGAGCCAUUUUGAUUCCAAGGACAUCACAUGAGAGAGCUGAAGAGUAGCUGCUGGAGCGAGGACUUGUUUCAUCCUCAGUGUUCACUUUCUGCACAGCAUUUUUGGGAGGGAAGUUCGACCCACACUUGAUGGAUCUCAGUGCGUUUGUGGGAUAGUGAGCGUGUGUUGCGCUUGAGAGUGGGUGCCUAAAGCCUGUCUCUCUUCCGCCUGUGGAAGUUGUAGCCUGCCGGAGCCUUGUUCACCAAAGACAAAACACAGUGGCAUGCGCAAGCACAAGAAUGGAGAACUUGACCUGCCUUUGCUCUGCAGAUGUUUUUAUAAUGGGGCCGUCCAAGAACAAAUGCUUCACACGUUGUGGUGUAUAUAGAAGAAUGAUGAGAAUGAUUCAGCAACCAAAAACUACACUCCUUCUGACUCGUACUCAUAGCUUGUUAUCGAGGUUUACUUCUGUUGUUUUGUUUGGAUAGGAAAUGUGGUAUGGGACAUGGGUAAGUUGGGGCGUUUUUAGGGUGGGGGGGGUGCCUUCCUUUUUAUUGUGAUUUGAUAAGGGGAGAAUAUGUGUUGUUUCCAUUGGUUGCUUCCUUGUAAGUGAAGAAAUGAUAGUGUAAGAUGAGGUCUUCAGAAAUCUGGCAGUACUCUUCUCAAGUAGUGACCCUCUCUUUUUGACAGGGGUAAGGGAAGAUGUGCUUGUUUAUGAACUGGGACCUCCUCUGUUGUGGCUGUGCAAUCGUUUAACCACUACCAAGAUUCGUAGCUGUGAUCUGGCAUAUUUUUAACCCCUUUGCAAUAUAAAUGCGACGUCUUAAUUUGCCAUUGCCCCGUUAUUUCCGUUUGGGUGUGGGUUUGGGGUUUGUUUUGUUUUUUAAGCUAACUGCACUUCUCUCUGAGGGAGCAUGGGAUUGUUAUGCCUUUUGGCAUCUCUAGAAUUUUUGCCCAUUGUUUCCAAUAACAUUAGGCAGAUAUGUUUUUGUUCUAAUGAAAGAUUUGAAAAUUAAAGAAAGUGAAAGUUC
Messenger RNA from Aplysia californica (California sea hare), 3551 nucleotides. Its product is annotated as CCR4-NOT transcription complex subunit 3. The record is from RefSeq and is a predicted model, not a curated record. The transcript has 19 exons. Bases 238 to 2460 code for a protein of 740 amino acids. Lineage: Eukaryota; Metazoa; Mollusca; Gastropoda; Aplysiida; Aplysiidae. Gene Ontology annotation, cellular component: P-body; nucleus; CCR4-NOT core complex. Gene Ontology annotation, biological process: nuclear-transcribed mRNA poly(A) tail shortening; regulation of DNA-templated transcription.